AUGAGCAACCGGAGACCGCCCAAGAGAGCACUGGUUCAAGUUGAUGAUGAUGAUGAAGAAGAUAAGUUUUACAAACUCAAGAUUCUCUUACCAAACGGCACAAAUGUGACACUCACACUUAAUAACCCACAACCUGAAAUGUCGAUAAGGAAUUUCGUUAAUCUGGUGAAAGAGGAGUAUGAGAAAACUCGGAAGAGCUGUGUGUUGUCAGGAAAGAUGAGGAAACGUAUUGAUUGGAAUCUGGCUGCUGAAUCUUAUCUUGACUUUAACGGUGAGAAGAUUAUAGGAAUGGUUCGACUUGAGACUUUUAAGCCUGAUUCGUGCAAUAUACUACGUCUUGAUGACGGGUCUGGUGAAGCUACCACUAUGUAUGAGAAUAUGUGGGAUUUGACUCCUGAUACUGAUAUGCUGAAAGAACUACCUGAAAAUUAUAGCUUUGAGACAGCUCUUGCGGAUCUGAUUGAUAAUUCUUUGCAAGCUGUGUGGUCUUGUUCCCCUGGUAACAGAAGACUGAUUAGUGUGGAUGUUCUCGAAGAUCGGAUUUCAGUCUUUGAUUCUGGUCCUGGAAUGGACAGUAGCAAGGAAAACUCUAUUGCUAAGUGGGGAAAAAUAGGAGCUUCAAUUCACAGGUCCUCCAAAUCCAAAGCUAUUGGAGGCAAACCACCAUACCUUAUGCCAUUCUUUGGGAUGUUUGGAUAUGGAGGUGCAUACGCGUGUAUGCAUUUGGGAAGGCGUACUUUAGUGUCGUCGAAGACGAAACAGUCCAAGAAAGUAUUCACCCUGCAACUCAACAAAGAAGCUUUGAUUGACAAUCGUUCUACCUCCGGAAAGAACUGGAAGGUCGACGGUGGAAUGAGGGAUCCUUUGGACGAGGAAAUGAAGUUAUCUCCUCAUGGAAGCUUCACAAAGGUUGAGAUUUUUGAAUGGAAAUGUAAGAUCCCAGAGAUAUAUCAACUUCAGUGCAGACUUAAGGAUAUUUAUUUUCCUUACAUCCAGUAUGAUGAAGUAUCUAAAACGGGAAGGACUCUGAGGCCUGUUGAGUUUCAGGUUCAUGGAGAGGAUUUAACUGAGAUAGUGGGUGGAGAGGUUGCCACCACCAACCUAAACUCCAAGGGUGAAGAGUUUUGGUUUCAGAUUCGUAUCUACGAAAAAAGAAAAGGGACAUCACAAGAGGCAAACGCUCGUCUCAAGUUUGUAUAUUUUCCAAUCGUCCAUGGAAAAGAGAGCACUGAUAUAAUUAUGGAAAGCUUAGAGAAGGAAGGAUACAAAGUUUCUGAAAGCUUCCAAACUUUUGGUCGUGUUUCAGUAAGAAGGCUUGGCCGUCUACUCCCAGAAGUUCCUUGGGCAUCAAUUCCGUUCAUGGAAAGAGGAGCCAGAGCCUCUACUCUGCAGAAAUGUUGCCAAAGAGUGAAAUGUUUUGUCGAUUUGGAUGCUGGUUUUGUCCCAACACCCUCAAAGACUGAUCUUUCAAGCCAAAACCUAUUCUCUGUGGCUCUGAAAAACUUUGGUAAUAAAUCCAAGGAGAAGGAUAACGAUGUUAGUAUGGUGAUUCAUAGAGAAGGAACAAGUUUGACUUAUGGGCAAGUGGAGCAGAGUUAUCAUGAUUGGGUUCUUAAGAUGCAUAAGUCAUAUGAUGAAGAAGAUGCCAUGGGUGAAGAUGAAGCAACCGUUAUAUUUGAUUCUUUGGAUAAGAAAGCUCUUUGCAUUUCUCAUGAUUGUGAAGCUGUGAGGGUGCACAAGGUAAUGAAGAGAAAAGGGAAGUCAUGGGAACGUGGACAGAAGAUCAAGAUUAUGAAAGGAGCAUGUGGAGGAGUUCACAAGAACGAUGUCUAUGCAACAAUUGACUAUUUCCUUAUAGAAAACUUUGAGGAUGAAACAGGAGGUAAAGUUAACUGUCUCUACUACAAAUGAGUAUCGUGCUUUUUGUAGUCGUUGUGGAU
Brassica napus (rape) is the source of this 1940-nucleotide messenger RNA. Its product is annotated as structural maintenance of chromosomes flexible hinge domain-containing protein GMI1-like. NCBI's taxonomy places the organism in Eukaryota, Viridiplantae, Streptophyta, Magnoliopsida, Brassicales, Brassicaceae. The record is from RefSeq and is a predicted model, not a curated record. The coding region runs from base 1 to 1911 and encodes 636 amino acids. The transcript is spliced from 19 exons.